Cherax quadricarinatus is the source of this 6303-nucleotide messenger RNA. NCBI's taxonomy places the organism in Eukaryota, Metazoa, Arthropoda, Malacostraca, Decapoda, Parastacidae. The record is from RefSeq and is a predicted model, not a curated record.
CACAGAUGUGUUCUGUCCUGGACGCAAAAGGAACAACUGGUUAUAAGUUUGUGUUGUUUUCGGUUAAUUUAUAAAGUUCCCGACGACUCCAAGUGGAUGAUAGGCAAGCCGAGGUGUCCAUAGGUUCGAGUGUUUGAUAUUAUCCACGAUGGGGGAAGAUUUCCUCUCUCUCAAGUGGAACAACCACAAACCUGCGUUCUUCCACCUCCUGCGAAUACUUCGGGAAAAGGGAUGCUAUACUGACGUAACCCUGGCCUGUGGCGCAAAGUUCUUCGCCGUCCAUCGUCUGGUGCUGAUGGCGUGUAGUGACUUCUUCACCGAGGUGUUUGAACACACCCAGUGCCAAAAACCUGUGAUCGUGCUGAAGGAUAUUAAGAGUCACGAGCUGGAAGCUCUCUUGGACUAUAUGUACCUGGGUGAGGUUGAUGUUCAGCAGACGGACCUUCCGGGUCUAAUUAAGGCUGCGGAAUGUCUUCGAAUAAAGGGUCUGGCCGUUCCGGACGAGGACCCUUCCCAACCCCUCAGACCGGAGGCUCCGAUGGGAGGGGAGCGGCCGGCAAAACGGCGGAGACAAGAUCGGGAGGCGAGAGACAGCGACCGGGGAACCACGAGAUCUCACAGUGGGGACAGAGGGUGCCAUGGAACGCCCUCCGAAGAGGUGACGCAGUAUGGACACCACCGAACGGAGGUGAUGCAGGGGGGUGGCGAAGUCGAAACCUCCAAUAAGUGCAUUAUACCUCAGGCGGAUGAUGACGCCUCUCACCUCACCACUCAGGAAGCAUCAGUCGUCCAGCGUACGGACAGCCUCCAUGUACAACAGGAGUCAGAAGUGUCGCCCACACGAAUACACGAUGUGCGGAUGCACCACGACUCUCGGAUGCAACAUGACAUGCGGGCUCAUGACUCCCGCUCGCAACCUGAGCCACGGAUUCAACACGAAUCGCACGUGCAACACGACAUAGAAGUGUACUCGCAAAAUGCGGCCGAAAUCAAAACCGAACAUUGUGAUAUUAACGAGGAGAUGGAGAACGGGGGAUUAAAAAGCGAAAUAUCGGAGAUACAGGGUGACCCCAUGAACGAGUCGUCUGGGGGUGGUGGUGACUUCUCGCAUUUCCUCUCGGUGGAAGAGAACCUGGCACACCACAUGUUUCAAACUGCACACCAGGCAGGACCCUCUGGUGUACACAGAGCGGCGGGCCGAGACAGCAGCUCGGAAGUCAGCGGGGAAGAUGGCAGUGGCAACCGAGGUGGUGUUGGCGGCAGCAUGUACCCCUCUCACCUGCUGGGGGACAUCGCUCCUGAGGGCGCGGCGACGCUUUCCAACCAGUCGGGACUGGUGAUGACCGAGGGGCCGGUGAUACGGGACGAGCAGGGUCGCUUGUGCUACCGCUGCUUCUACUGUCCGCGCAUUGACUCCGACAAGAGCAAGUGGCGGCGACAUCUGCGCACUCACACAGGCGAAAAGCCCUACCAGUGCACCAAAUGCCCUUACCGCGCAACUACCAAACAUGCCGUCGUGCGACACGACAAGUUCAGACAUUCUGUCGAGGGCGUUGCACUCUAGGAGAUGCUCCACGGCGAACCCUACUCGACUUCGGUGCAGUUAUUUAUAUUUCUCAAUGUGAUUUGUGCAGUUACAAACUUGAUAAACAGUUAAGCUCCCUUCUUCGCUAGAGUUUUAGUUGACAAAUUAUGUUUUUUGUUAAGUGAAAAGUUCUUGGUUAGGCAAGGCAUUUUUGGUUAGGUGAGGCAUUUUUGGUUAGGCGAGGCAUUUUUGGUUAGGUGAGGCAUUUUUGGUUAGGUGAGGCAUUUUUGGUUAGGCGAGGCAUUUUUCACAUGUAAGGAGGAUUUUUUAGUUUAAUUUCUGACUGCCCAAAGAUGACUUACGAAAAGCAAGAAGCAUAACCCAGUUACUGCUACGCAGGUGAUUCUUGACUUAUGAUGGCUCAAUUGACGACGUUUCAACUUUACUAUGGUGCGGCAGCAAUUACUUUGGAGAUGAAACUUAAGAUAAUUACCCAACAUGAAGGCAACAAGUCCAUAACUUGUAUCGUACUGGUAUUUAGUUAAAGUAAUUAUUUGUUUACUUAUUCAGUGGCAGUAGUUAUUUAUUGACUUAUUUAUUUAGCACGUAUUCAUAUUCAUAUUCUUAUUCAUAUUCAUAUUCAUAUGACACUCUUCAGGUCACUUGUUCUAUCUAGGCUGGAAUAUUGCUGCACUCUAACAGCACCUUUCAAGGCAGGUGAAAUUGCCGACCUAGAAAAUGUACAGAGAACUUUCACGGCGCGCAUAACGGAGAUAAAACACCUCAAUUACUGGGAGCGCUUGAGGUUUCUAAACCUGUAUUCCCUGGAACGCAGGCGGGAGAGAUACAUGAUUAUAUACACCUGGAAAAUCCUAGAGGGACUAGUACUGAACUUGCACACGAAAAUCACUCACUACGAAAGCAAAAGACUUGGCAGACGAUGCACCAUCCCCCCAAUGAAAAGCAGGGGUGUCACUAGCACGUUAAGAGACCAUACAAUAAGUGUCAGGGGCCCGAGACUGUUAAACUGCCUCCCAGCAUACAUAAGGGGGAUUACCAACAGACCCUUGGCAGUCUUCAAGCUGACACUGGACAAGCACCUAAAGUCGGUUCCUGACCAGCCGGGCUGUGGCUCGUACGUUGGUUUGCGUGCAGCCAGCAGCAACAGCCUGGUUGAUCAGGCUCUGAUCCACCAGGAGGCCUGGUCACAGAUCGGGCCGCGGGGGCGUUGACCCCCGGAACUCUCCCCAGGUAAACCCCAGGUAACUAUGGGUUUGUCAGAAUUUAACGCCAUCAUAAGUUGAGAAGCACCUAUACAGUUAUCAGUCAGUACUCACCUAUUUGCAGGGGUCGAGUCCAAGCUCCUGGCUUCUGGGUGAAUCCCCAGUCACUAAAAAGGGUCAAGCAUUACCAUUGAAAUGAAAAUCAACCCCGUGGAUGACUUAUAAACAACCGUACAGUGAACACUUGAUACAGUGAACUAAUAUUGGGUGAGUGAUAGUGGCGAUUGUGGUGGAAAGAGACGAGAUUAUACCCGAUUGUAACAAUGACAAACACUUCUACAAUUGAUGUAUACUGUGGUCAGUGUUGUCUGAAUUGCUGUUCUAGUGGAUUGGUCCCUGUGCUUACCAAAUAUUUUAAGUUGAGAUCUGUUUGCUUAAGGGUUCAAUGAAUGGUAAACCCCUUAGUGGGACUGGGAAAAGGGCUGGACGUAAGACUUGCCGUGACCGUAGGAUUGAUAAGGAUUGACAGUAUGAGAACUGAAGAAUAACCCACAAUAUCAAGGCUGCUACAAUUUAUAAAUAACCCACAAUAUCAAGGCUGGUACAAUUUAUAAAUAACCCACAAUAUCAAGGCUGCAACAAUUCAUAAAUAACCCACAAUAUCAAGGCUGCUACAGUUACAAAUAACCCACAAUAUCAAGGCUGCUACAGUUACAAAUGACCCACAAUAUCAAGGCUGCUACAGUUACUAAUAACCCACAAUAUCAAGGCUGCUACAGUUACUAAUAACCCACAAUAUCAAGGCUACUACAGUUACUAAUAACCCACAAUAUCAAGGCUACUACAGUUACUAAUAACCCACAAUAUCAAGGCUGCUACAGUUACUAAUAACCCACAAUAUCAAGGCUACUACAGUUACUAAUAACCCACAAUAUCAAGGCUACUACAGUUACUAAUAACCCACAAUAUCAAGGCUGCUACAGUUACUAAUAAUCCACAAUAUCAAGGCUGCUACAGUUACUAAUAACCCACAAUAUCAAGGCUGCUACAGUUACUAAUAACCCACAAUAUCAAGGCUGCUACAGUUACUAAUAACCCACAAUAUCAAGGCUACUACAGUUACUAAUAACCCACAAUAUCAAGGCUACUACAGUUACUAAUAACCCACAAUAUCAAGGCUGCUACAGUUACUAAUAAUCCACAAUAUCAAGGCUACUACAGUUACUAAUAACCCACAAUAUCAAGGCUGCUACAGUUACUAAUAACCCACAAUAUCAAGGCUACUACAGUUACUAAUAACCCACAAUAUCAAGGCUGCUACAGUUACUAAUAACCCACAAUAUCAAGGCUACUACGGUUACAAAUGACCCAUUGUUCAUGAAAGAUUAAUUACUUGCAUCCAGGCAUGGUGUGAGAGGUUCGGUCAGUGUGGUGCGGUUCUCGACAUAUACCUUAAACACCGAUAUACGCACUGUUGAUUUCCAGGCCUUUUCAACCCUGGAAGCCUGGCCUUUUACACAACCUCAAUACAUAAUAAACAAAAAGGCACAAUAUCAUGACGAACAAUACACAUAUAACCCGCGCAUAGGAAAGAGAAGCUUACGAUGAUGUGUAGGUCCCACUAGGACCAUUUACACACUACACGUAAUAUGCGAGGAUUUACAAAAUAUCCGCAGGAGGUGUUGACCCCCAGAACACCCUCCAGGUACAUCAGAUAAACUCAAACAUUAAAAUAGUCGCCUGAUAUCCGCGGGAGGUACCUUCCAAGGCCUACCGUGGAUAGUAGUAUUUAUCAAUAAAGAUACCCAGGUGUUACACAGGUGUCUUAUUCAUCAAUAAAGAUACCCAGGUGUUACAUAGGUGUCUUAUUCAUCAAUAAGAUAUCCAGGUGUUACACAGGUGUCUUAUUCAUCAAUAAUGAUAACCUGGUGUUACACAGGUGUCUUAUUUACAACCUGACAGUGUUGGAUUUAUUGGAGAUUUACAACCUGACAGUGUGGGAUUUAUUGGAGAUUUACAACCUGACAGUGUGGGAUUUAUUGGAGAUUUACAACCUUACAUUGUGGGAUUUAUUGGAGAUUUACAACCUUACAUUGUGGGAUUUAUUGGAGAUUUACAACCUUACAGUGUGGGAUUUAUUGGAGAUUUACAACCUUACAUUGUGGGAUUUAUUGGAGAUUUACAACCUUACAUUGUGGGAUUUAUUGGAGAUUUACAACCUUACAGUGUGGGAUUUAUUGGAGAUUUACAACCUUACAUUGUGGGAUUUAUUGGAGAUUUACAACCUUACAGUGUGGGAUUUAUUGGAGAUUUACAACCUGACAGUGUGGGAUUUAUUGGAGAUUUACAACCUGACAGUGUGGGAUUUAUUGGAGAUUUACAACCUUACAUUGUGGGAUUUAUUGGAGAUUUACAACCUUACAUUGUGGGAUUUAUUGGAGAUUUACAACCUUACAGUGUGGGAUUUAUUGGAGAUUUACAACCUUACAUUGUGGGAUUUAUUGGAGAUUUACAACCUUACAGUGUGGGAUUUAUUGGAGAUUUACAACCUCACAGUGUGGGAUUUACAAUAUUUCGCUAAAGAAAUCUCUCGGGCAGGUUCCUUGAUGUUGGUGAAGGGUUCUUGACUCAAGGAAUUGGAGUUGCAUUUCUAAAACAUGAUUACCCUCUAGUGCCCAAGGUGCUGUGUGACCCCCUACAGGUUUAGUGCUUGUCCAUGAAUAUGCAGUUAUAUUAACACUACGAGUAGUGAGAGUGUGAUGACCUGUUUGUAGUUAUAGGGGUCGAGCCAAGAUCGUUGUGUGUCAUCUUUGCUGUUGUGUAUUUUGUAACGAGUGUGACGACCUGUUUGUAGUUACGGGGGUUGAGCCAAGGUUGUGAAUGUAACGAAAAGUGGCAGCAACAAGGGGGCUGCAGCCCCCAUAAUCUUUAUCAGACUCCCCAAUAUAAUAAUAAUAAUAAUGAUAAUAAUAAGGUCUCUAGUGCCCUUCAAGCAGAGUCCGACCCUAAGUUCCUCCUGUAUAAAAAUACUCAAGGCACCCCUGCUAAUGGUAGUCUAUUAUAAAAUAUAUUAAAGUUUGCAGUGAUUGUAGCACUCACUACACUACCUCCUCUAGGAGCUGAAUCCAUUGAUUGACCACUCUGCGAAACAUUGUAUCUCGGGCAGAUGCUAAGACUGACACACUGGUCGAUUCAGACUGCCAUCUGCCAUAGCUUCCUCACUCAUCCACAAGUUAACUUGUUCUUAUCUUUCAAUACAGGAAGUCCCUGCAUGUACACCACCUGUUUUCAUUGUUAUACGUUUUCAUUGGCUUUUAAUUGAGCCGUUGUUCUGUCCGCUGCUAUCUCAGGCAGGUAGAACAUAUUGAACAGUGGCUCAAUUUGAUACCAACGAAAAUGUGGAACAGCGAAAAGGUGGUGAUGUGUAUGUCAGGUCCUCCUGUAUAUAGAUUAUAUCUUGCCAUGUUGACAAAAAUUUCAAGUUUAGCUUUUAAUGAAUAAGACUUUUAACACUGCUCACGUCUCAAAGAUCUGACGAAUCUGACACGAUUUGUU